CCACGCCUGGACGACGAGAGCCUGGGGGAAUUCCCGGGCAGCAACAGCCGCGCGCGCAAGCGGAUCCUGGAGCCGGAUGAUUUCCUGGAUGAUUUGGAUGAUGAGGACUAUGAGGAGGAUACGCCGAAGCGACGAGGGAAGGGGAAGGCCAAGGGCAAAGGCGUCAGUGGGGCUCGGAAGAAGCUGGAUGCAGCGAUCUUGGAAGAUCGGGAUAAGCCCUACGCUUGCGACAUCUGUGGGAAGCGGUACAAGAACCGGCCGGGAUUGAGCUACCACUACGCUCAUUCCCACCUGGCUGAGGAGGAAGGUGACGACAAGGACGAUUCCCAGCCCCCGACUCCCGUCUCCCAGCGAUCCGAGGAGCAGAAAUCCCCCCCCUUUCCCAAGGGAAAGCUGCCAAAUCCCCG
Molecule: messenger RNA, 407 nt
Organism: Nestor notabilis (Kea)
Lineage: Eukaryota; Metazoa; Chordata; Aves; Psittaciformes; Psittacidae
Gene: DPF2
Product: D4, zinc and double PHD fingers family 2
Exons: 4
Cellular component (GO): nucleus
Source: RefSeq, a predicted model, not a curated record